Pocillopora damicornis (cauliflower coral) is the source of this 2737-nucleotide messenger RNA. RefSeq names its product 2-oxoglutarate and iron-dependent oxygenase JMJD4. Gene Ontology annotation, molecular function: histone H4R3 demethylase activity; P-TEFb complex binding. Gene Ontology annotation, biological process: phagocytosis. Lineage: Eukaryota; Metazoa; Cnidaria; Anthozoa; Scleractinia; Pocilloporidae. Gene Ontology annotation, cellular component: cytoplasm; nucleus. The record is from RefSeq and is a predicted model, not a curated record.
UGAUGGAGAUACAAUACUUGUAUUCAUGAUCACAUGCUCGAACACGGACAAUGAUCUGAUGUGUGCGUAGAUGCGCAGGAUACGUGUUAGGAAUCUGAACUCGUAGUUAACUGUUGAGUCUUUCAUUUUUAAAAAGGUGUCUAAGUGAAUGGUGCAAAUUUUCGGUCGUCUGCCAUUUUUUUUUCAUCAUGAUAAUUCAUAUGAAGGUGGUAUGUCACAGAAUCGAGGCGAGGUCAUCGAAGGAUCUUUAAGACGAAAUUAAUUCUCGGAAAGGUUUGAAUUAUCAGAUUUGUUGAUUCAGCCUGUGAGCUGUGUUUGGACAACAAGAAUGGUAGAAACAAAAACAGGUGUCUUUGGUUACUAUCGAGUGCGGAGAACUGAUCAAGCCUCUAUCAUAAAAUAUCGCAAAGAGCAAUAAGGAAAAAGUUACAGAAAAAAGCGUGAAACCUCGCUCGGCAUUGGAAAUAAAGAUGGCGUUAAUUUACACGAUCAUAUUUCUGUUGUUUGUACCUGCCAGCCUUGCAGACGGACUAUUUGAAAUAUUACUUCCUAAAAAUACGAGUUUAUGGGUCGCAAAUGGAAAGGCAAGGCGAGUCACCUUCGCAUAUGAUCAGGGGGAGGUCGACAACUGGAAUGUGGAACUUACGGACGGCAGAGAUCAUACUGCUCAUGCGUACUCAACUGAUAUAAUAUUUCCGCAGAAAAUUGGCGGAAAAUUAGUUUAUGUAAAGCAAGUACACGUGCCUGAGACCUUGAAAAGUGGCGAAUACAAGGUGAAAAUAUGUGGAUUGCUUAAAGAUGGCAGGAAACUGUGUCAAAAGUCUGAUGCGUUUCACAUCGAAGGCGAUCAAAUGGAAUCUUCGCGUAACAAAGAUGACCUUCAGCCGCACGAAAAGAGAUUUAGAUCCAGACUGAGCGCUUUUGAAGAUUAUUUACGGAAACUGGACGUAGUGGACAUCUGGCCGAUACACGAAACACAUUGUACUAUCCCAAAGAUACAUAAACCCAGCAAAGAAGAGUUCACUGAGAAAUGCAUGAAACCAGGUCAGGCUUGUAUUAUAACGGGCAUGAUGGAAAACUGGAAAGCCAUGGACAAGUGGCUGUUUGAGACAUUCCAGCAUGAUCCUCGCAUAGAGGACGGCGUGUAUAUUGGUCAGAGGCUAACCCCGGUGCCACUAACAAAUUACGUGAAGUAUCUGAAGGAGAGAGCCGCCAACGAGACUGCGCCGUGGGUUAUCUUUAUGUCAGAUGUGUUUGAUCUGUAUCCUGAGCUGCGAGAGGACUACAUCAUCCCAGACUUCUUUGCGGAGUCAGAUGACUUCAUGAACAAUGUGGACGAAGAGCUUCGCCUUGACUGGCGAUGGAUUAUCAUGGCUGCCAAACGGAGUGGCUCAGGAUGGCACGUAGACCCCGCCAACACAACUGGCUGGUUGGCUCUGGUACAGGGAGCUAAAUUAUGGGGCAUGUACCCUCCCUCGGUUUACCACAUUCCAGGUGUGAAGAAUAAUUACUACCAAAAAAGAGACUAUGACAUGGAGGAUGCGUUUUACUGGUGGAUUUACACCCGACCGUAUUUGAAGGGCAACCUUCCCAUAGAGUGUGUGCAGAAGCCAGGUGAUAUCGUGUUUAUACCGACCGGAUGGUGGCACAGUGUCCUCAAUCUGGACGACACUGUUAGCGUUACGCAGAAUUUUUGUAACAAAUACAGUUUGAGAAACUGUCUCAGCGAACUUAAGGAACAGGCAGACAGUGAUGGCGGCUUUAUUGGAAGAACAUUCGAACAGCUCAGGGAGUUAUACGCUACGAAAUAUCCCCAGUAUUUUGAACAGGAAGAUCUGGAUUUUGAGGCACCCGUCAAAGGACAUGGACUCACUGAAGAGGACGAAAAGUCCAGAAGACUGCAAGUUUUGAAAGACUUCCUCGCAGGGAAUACUAAAACUAUUGUUUGAGGUUAAACUGAGUGUCUGAGGGGGAGAACUGUGUAUUCUUUACCUCUCAAAGUAAUUCCUAUAUAAAUAUAAAUUCGUCCAAAUGUGCUUUGAAAUUUUUAAUCACAUCGUGACAUGUUACCAGGGCAACUGUAUGUACUCCACUAAACUUUGAAAAAAAUGCUCAUGGGUGGCAUUUGAAAGAUAGCAGUUUCUGAUACAGAAUCUUUUGAAGAGAUUUUCGAACAAACUGGGUUGGGACAACAUCAAUCUCCCCAGCUGAUAAAUCUUCCCAAUUUAGAUACUCUGAGAAAGUAUAAACAUUGUUUCACGCCUACAGCCUAUACCCUAGUUGAAAAGUUUGAAAAUCUGAAAACCAGAACUAUCCGUUGUGAGCCAUACUGAAUAUACCGGUCUGACAUUCGGAAUUAUGGAGGAGUGUGGAAAGUGAAGUUAACUUUGACUCGCUAUGAGCUCGCUCACCUUUAUAUUUUCAACGACAUUUUUCUUUUCAAGAACGUUUGGCUAUUGGCAGGUGUUUCAAUAGCAGAGUGUGAAAAACGUAUGAAAACAAAUAAAACUUUACAAACUAUCAAAAAGACAAGAGCUUUUUGCGACAGUUGACAAUGACAACAAAUGGUUAUUUGUUUCCACUGAAUCUUUUUGUAGUGCAGUGUAUUAGUUGCAUUACGCGCAUGAUAACUUGUGCUUCUCUGAAAAAUCUCUCCAAUCUUUAUUCCAUCCACUGACACAGCAUUUGAAUAAGUUUUUGGAUAAAGGUAUUAAUUAAACAGAACGUUUGAAGUCUU